Molecule: messenger RNA, 6483 nt
Organism: Ophidiomyces ophidiicola
Lineage: Eukaryota; Fungi; Ascomycota; Eurotiomycetes; Onygenales; Onygenaceae
Exons: 5
Coding region: 1-6483 (2160 amino acids)
Biological process (GO): fatty acid biosynthetic process; secondary metabolite biosynthetic process
Molecular function (GO): 3-oxoacyl-[acyl-carrier-protein] synthase activity; fatty acid synthase activity; oxidoreductase activity
Source: RefSeq, a predicted model, not a curated record
AUGCCUUCCGCCAUCCAUAGUCUAGGGGAAGACUCCCCUCUGGAGCCAAUUGCCAUCGUUGGCAUGUCAUGUAGGCUUCCAGGAGCUGUGGAUAGUGCAUCGAAGCUCUGGGAUCUGCUCUGCAAAAAGGGCUCCGUGCAGACCCCAAAGGUCCCAAGCAAUCGAUUCAACAUCGAUGCCCAUUACCAUCCCGACCUUGCCCGCCCUGGCAGUUUCAAUUCGUUUGGCGGUUACUUUCUUGAUGGAAAUUUGGAGGAUUUUGACCCUACGUUCUUUAAUAUGACACCAGUGGAAGCCAUGUGGCUUGAUCCACAGCAACGAAAGAUGCUAGAGGUUUCCUACGAAUGUCUUGAAUCUGCUGGCCUGACCCUAGACGAUGUUUCUGGCAGCAAUACUGCAGUUUUUGUCGGUUGUUUUACUAGUGACUACCAACAGAUGUCAACAUCAGAGCCAGACUUUAGACAUAACUACUGCGCCACAGGUGUCGAUGUCGGUGUGAUGAGCAAUCGAAUUGGAAACACCUUCAACUUGAAUGGCCCGAGCUUCACCAUCAAUACUGCAUGCUCAUCUUCCGUCUAUGCUAUCCACAAUGCUUGCCACGCUUUGCGCACCAGAGACUGCGAAGCAGCUAUUGCUGGCGGCGUCAAUUUGAUUCUCACGGUCGAUCAGCAUAUCAACACGGCCAAACUUGGCGUUCUUUCUGACACGUCGACUUGUCAUACGUUUGACGCUGCUGCUGAUGGCUACGGACGUGGUGAGGGUGCUGGAGCACUCUACCUUAAACGACUCUCUGACGCCAUUCGGGAUGGAGAUGUCAUUCGAGGUGUAAUACGCUCCUCGGCUGUCAAUACAAAUGGAAAGGUUGAAGGAAUGGGCAUUACGUUUCCGAGUGUUGCAGGACAGGAGCGGGUUAUCAGAGCUGCAUAUAAGCGUUCCAACCUCGACCCUAACAAAACAGCAUUUUUUGAAUGUCAUGGCACAGGAACACCAGUUGGUGACCCGAUUGAAGUUCGAGCUGUCGCCAACGCCAUGAAUGACACUCGGAGCACUGAAAAACCUCUAUUGCUAGGUGCUGUCAAAUCAAGCAUUGGACACAGUGAAGCUGCUAGCGGUAUCUUUGCCGUGAUGAAAGCAGCUUUAUCUACUGAGAAAGGAAUGAUUCCAGGUGUCUGCGGCUUCAAAAAUCUGAACCCAAAUAUCAAAGAAAAAGAGUGGAACAUUAAGAUCAACACAGACCUAAUUCCUUGGCCGGAAGGCUUCGAUGUCCGCCGAGCAUCUGUAUCGUCGUUUGGCUAUGGUGGAACGAACGGCCACAUAAUCAUUGAGAGUAUCGAGACUGUCUGCCCUUGGUAUGAACAUGCGAAACCGAAGAACGCCUCUACAUAUCGUUACAAUGAUGCUAGACCAUUCAUUAUUGGUAUGAGUGCGCACGACAAAAAGACUCUGACUCGCAAUAUACAGGCACACCAAAAAGUAGCUGAACAUUUCCACCUCCCCGAUCUCGCCUACUCCCUCAACACCAGGCGCACAAGGUUUGCCCAAAGAGGUUUCACAAUAGUAUCCGAGGGUCAAGAAGUUGCUUCUUUUGAACCUGAUUCCUUCACAUUUGGAACAGCUGCAACUAAAAAUUUGAAAUUCGGGUUUGUCUUCACUGGUCAAGGGGCACAGUGGCCCCUGAUGGGAUACGAGGCCAUGAAAACAUUUCCCUCGUUUGGUGCAACAAUUGACACGUUGGACCUAAUACUGCAGUCAGGAGCCAUUGUACCAAAGCCUUCUUGGACUCUAAGGGGCGUACUUGAGUCACGCAAAGAGGUGAGUCGAGUCGGCGAGGCUGAGAUCUCCCAGCCUGCUUGCACUGCAAUUCAGAUUGCUAUCGUUGACCUCUUCGCAUCGUGGGGAAUCGAGCCAGUUGUGACAGUUGGCCAUUCAUCUGGUGAAAUUGGUGCUGCAUAUGCGUCCGGUCGACUCUCCGCUCCAGAGGCAAUAUUGGCAGCUUUCUUCCGUGGCUUUGCUGUCAAAAAGUCGGCUCCUGCUGGAACCAUGCUUGCUGUUGGUCUUGGUGCUCUUGAAGUCGAGGCUUAUAUUCCACAAUCCGUUUCUAGUGAAGUUACAAUUGCUUGUGAAAAUUCUCCCAGUGGUGUCACUCUUAGCGGUACGUCCGCCGGUAUUGCUGCAACAAAGGCAAAACUGGAUGAUGCCAAAGUCUUUGCACGCGAGCUUCGAACUGGAAAGGCGUACCAUUCGUCACAGAUGGAUGCUGUCGCACCGCUGUACGAGAACUUAUAUUCUAGAGCCGUUACAUCCCUACCUUCUACCGCUGCUGACUGGCGGAGACCUCAAGCUCAUAUGGUCUCUUCUGUCACGGGAGAUAUACUUCCCGAUAGUGAACUCUCAAUUUCAUAUCUUUGUGACAAUCUCAGAAGUCGUGUUCUCUUUAACUCUGCCGUGACCACUUUAGGAAAAUCGGAAUUAUUCUCGGAUGUCAAUAUGCUAAUUGAGAUUGGGCCUCACUCUGCGCUUGGAGGCCCUGUCAAACAAAUUUGUGCUAUCAAUGGGCUUGACCAUCUCAGCUACACACCGUCAUUAGUCAGAGGCGCGGAUUGCGCAUUGUCUCUUCUAAAAACUGCAGGAGAGUUGUUUAACAAAGGUGCUAACGACCUCGAUUUUGAAGCAAUCAAUAGCAUUAGGGAUUCUACAUCCUUACGCAUCACUAAACAGCAUGAUAUGCCAAGAUACAUACCGGAUCUUCCACCUUACCAGUGGAACUAUGAGAAUACUUUCUGGUAUGAACCAAGAAUGACCUACGAGCGUCGUCAAUCAAAAUACACAAGGCAUGAUAUUCUUGGAAGAAGAGUCUUUGGCCUAUCCGAGAAUGCUGUUGCAUGGAAGAGCAGCCUUCGGCAGCGUGAUGUGCCGUGGUUGCAGGAUCAUACCCUUGGUGAUUCUGUUGUUUUCCCUGGAGCAGGACACUUAUCUCUUGCGAUCGAAGCUUACCUCCAAAUUUUGGACCUUGACUGUAAAAAACUUGCUGGUGUUGAGAUUCGCGAUGUUAAUAUUGGCAAAGCCCUUAUCGUUCCUGACACUGACGAUGGUAUCGAAGUUCAUACCCGCCUCACCAAGAUUUCCAAGUCAGACGAGAAAAAAGUGUGGUUUGGUUUUGCUGUGGAAUCUGUCGACAAUGGAAUAUGGACUGUUCAUUCAGAGGGUAAGAUUUGUGGCAUUUCAGUCGACAAUGAUACUCGUUCCCUAGAACAUCACUUCGAGUCGCCUAUCAGCAUUAAUAAACUCCACAAGCGAACUCAAAACAAGCGAUGGUAUGACGCCUUUCACCGGGUUGGUUUUGAAUAUGGGCCCUCAUUCCAGACCAUGAGUGCGAUUCGAUCCAACGGAAAAGAUCGCAUGACUGCGUCAAAUAUGAAAGUCCAGACAAACUCUGGACUGAUGCUUGAAGAAUCUCGCUACAUGCUCCAUCCUUCGACCAUCGAUGGCUGUCUUCAUCUUGUCAUAGCUUCGAUUCAUCGUGGCCUUCACAAGCAAAUGCCAUGGGCUGUUGUCCCCCUCGAAAUCGAAGAAGUCAGCAUCUUCUUCCCCGGGGUCGAUGAUGCUACGGAGGGUCGUGCGGUUGCCUGGACCAAUAAGCAUUGGGGUGGCCGGUACUUCAACCACUGCACACAAUUGCAAGGGGCUUCUGGGAAACUACUUAUGGAUAUGAAAAACAUUAAAUCAGUGAUAUAUGACGCCGCAAUUUCUAGCCGUAUCUCAGAUGCUCCUGCUCGCGAAGCUUACGCUGAAGUUUCUUGGAGACCGUUUGUUAGUGAUUUAUCUGAUUCUGAUACCAGCGCUGCUCAUUCUGACGAAGUCCUCAUCAAUAACGAACCCAUCGCGAUCAUUUCGGGCCCUUGCUCCGGGUCUGACUCUCAGGCUCUGUUAAAUGGACUGAAAUCUUCCAUCGCACCCCUGUGCUUCGGAAUUGAGGAUAUUCAAAUUUCUUCGGAAAUUGUCAAAGUCGGGAAUAUAAUAAUCGACGAUAGUGCCGGAACUAUUUUGUCUCAAGCUACAAAACAGGCCUUUAAUGCUUUGAAGGAUAUCCUUUGCUCCGGAAAAUCGAUUUUGUGGCUCACUCGUGGUAUAAACGAAGGACAUGCCGUGAGUGGUGGGAUGGCCCAAGGCUUCCUACGUGCCGUCCGUUCUGAGCUUGUCACAUCCCGUAUCACAUUGCUGGACUUGGAUGAGCAAAUCGCGAUGAGCCAAGGAGUGCCAGUAAUUCUAGACAGGUUGGCGAAUAAUGCUACCAAGGACUCCGGACGUGAUGUUGAGUUUUGGCUGCAAGCAGAUGGUUCACUGCAUGUUCCACGCAUUAUCUCCAACAAUCUACUAAAUGAUCUUUUCUUUGGGGAGGCCGAGAGUGUACAGACCCCUGUUCUUCCUGGUAAGACUUUGAGUGGUAAAAUUGUGGGCACCGAGGUCAUUUUCUGCACCAGCACCGAAACAAAACUUGGUGCACAAGAAGUUGAAAUCCAAGUUCAGUUUUCAGAACUCACUGCAAUAGACCUCAAAUUGCAGUCUGAGAGACCGAGAAUAAUCGUUGGUAAAGUCAUCCGCGUUGGAGAGCAAGUUAACACAUCAUGCCUUGGAGAAGAAGUUGUAUCGUUCAGCAAUAAACCAUUUGAGACCAUUGUCAGUACAGAUAUCUUCGUGAAGAAAGCCAAGCUUGAGAAUGCAGCUCUCUAUGCAUCCACCUUACCCAACAUUUGCAAGGGCAUCGAUGCAGUACUUCGGGCUGGUAACGUGAAGCCGGGAGAUCGUGUGCUUUUGCUGCCAUCUACUGAGUCAUUCGUCAAUGUCGUCAGCAAACUUGGUGAUAUAUUUGGCUUCGAGUUGAUAUAUUCGUCCGGUGAUCUUGGGCAUAUCAAAGAGCUUCUCACCUCUUCUGGAUCUCCUGCUCUAGUUAUUGCGACCUCUUCAUCUGAUUUAACAAAGGAGGUAUGGCGCCAUAUGCCCUCUGGUAGCAGGUUUGUCCUAGGUGAUGUACCUGUCGACUGGCCAUUGGAUACAAAACCAUUUGCCCGGGGUGCCUCUUUCAUUACUUGUGGGAUUUUGGCUCUUUUUGAAAAUCACCCAGCUUCUCUUGGUGAUAUUCUCAAAAAGAGUACUGAGCUGGUAGCCGAUAACAAGGAUAUUUUCUCUCAACCGCCGCAUCUCAUCGACGUUGAAAGACUCCAAGAUCUAUCGGACAUCAUUGCCGAUGGUGCUCAACUAGAAAAUGGCGUUCUUCAAUUCACGUAUGGCUCGGGGAAAAUCAAGUCCAAGAAAGUGCGAGAAGAGAUAAAUUUCUCCGCGACAAGCGCUUAUUUGCUUGUUGGAUGUCUCGGCGGUCUUGGGCGAAGUUUGACACCAUGGAUGUUUGAAAGAGGAUGUCGGAAUUUUGUGUUCCUGUCAAGAUCGGGUACGGACAAACGUGAAGCUGCUGAAGUUGUGGCUCAAUUGCAACAUGCUGGUGCUUCUGUCCAAGUCUUCCGCGUUGAUGCAAGCGAUGAGAAGGCGGUAGCCGAAGUCGUGUCAGGGAUCCAGUCUGAGACUCCUAUUCGAGGCGUGGUACAUGCUGCUAUGGUUCUCCAGGAUGGCAUGUUUGAAGGGUUAACUUAUGAGAAAUACAUCACAAGUGUCAAUCCGAAAAUGAAUGGUGCUAUUUCAUUACAUAAGGCGUUAGCAGAAACGCCACUGGACUUCUUCGUCAUGACGAGUUCCAUUUCUGCAGUUCUUGGAAACCCUGGUCAAGCCAAUUAUUGUGCUGGAAACAGUUUUCUGGACUCCCUAGCAUGGCACCGGCGUAGACAUGGCCUUGCUGCUUCAUCCAUUGCCCUUCCUAUGGUUCUUGAUGUUGGUGUCGUUGCUGAGAAUGCGGAUAUUGAAAUCUCGCUAGGCCGCAAGGGAAUGUAUGGGAUUGAUGAGCGUGAAAUGUUGCAGGCAUUUGAGGCAGCCAUGCUUCAAGGACGUCCUGCUGCCGCUGACAGCGCGAAACUUGGAGAGGCACAAAUUGUUUUGGGGCUGGAACCUGCAUCCCUUGCUGCAGCAAUGUCUUCUGCAGAUACUACCGACGCAUACUGGUCAAACGACAGCCGUUUGGCAGAGAUUAGAGCUACUGUUGACAUGCUUACAGCAAGCAGCAGGCAAGAGCAGAAGCGCGGUGGAGGGUUCCUUGACACUUUGUCUGGAAAGCCAGAGGAAGAAGCUAUCGAAGAAGUUGGCCAGCACAUUAUCACCCAGUGCGCCAAGAUUUUGAUGCUUCCACGUGAGAACUUCAGCAUCACUGGAAACUCGAUUUCAUCAUAUGGAGUGGACUCGAUGAUUGGCGUGGAGCUACGAACGUGGCUCUUUAAAGAGCUUGGCCUGGAGGUUGGUUUCCAGUCGCUACUAGGCCCAAAGAUGGAUUUUAAAACACUUGCAACCAUGGUGGUGAACCAACUAAGUGCUACAGAGUGA